AUGAAGUUGAGCCGCCAGUUCACCGUGUUCGGCAGCGCGAUCUUCUGCGUCGUAAUCUUCUCCCUCUACCUGAUGCUGGACAGGGGUCACUUGGAUUACCCUCGGGGCCCGCGCCAGGAGGGCUCCUUCCCGCAGGGCCAGCUUUCAAUAUUGCAAGAGAAGAUUGACCAUUUGGAGCGUUUGCUAGCUGAGAACAACGAGAUCAUCUCAAAUAUCAGAGACUCGGUCAUCAACCUGAGCGAGUCUGUGGAGGAUGGCCCGAGAGGUUCCCCGGGCAACGCCAGCCAAGGCUCCGUAUACCUCCACUCCUCACAGUUAGCUCUUCACGCUGACCCCAAAGACUGUGCGUUUGCCUCCCAGAGCGGAAGUCAGCGCCGGGAUGUACAGAUGUUGGAUGUUUACGAUCUGAUUCCUUUUGAUAAUCCAGAUGGUGGAGUUUGGAAGCAAGGAUUUGACAUUAAGUAUGAAGCUGAUGAGUGGGACAGUGAGCCCCUGCAAGUGUUUGUGGUGCCUCACUCCCACAAUGACCCAGGUUGGUUGAAGACUUUCAAUGACUACUUUAGAGACAAGACUCAGUAUAUUUUUAAUAACAUGGUCCUAAAGCUGAAAGAAGACUCAAGCAGGAAGUUUAUAUGGUCUGAGAUCUCUUACCUUGCAAAAUGGUGGGAUAUUAUAGAUAAUCCGAAGAAGGAAGCUGUUAAAAGUUUACUACAGAAUGGUCAGCUUGAAAUCGUGACCGGUGGCUGGGUCAUGGCUGAUGAAGCCAGUCCACAUUAUUUUUCCUUAAUUGACCAACUAAUUGAAGGGCAUCAAUGGCUGGAAAAAAAUCUAGGAGUGAAACCUCGAUCGGGCUGGGCCAUAGAUCCCUUUGGACAUUCACCCACAAUGACUUAUCUUCUAAAACGUGCUGGAUUUUCGCACAUGCUCAUCCAGAGAGUCCAUUAUUCAGUGAAAAAGCACUUCUCUUUGCAAAAGACACUGGAAUUUUUCUGGAGACAGAAUUGGGAUCUUGGAUCUGUCACAGACAUUUUGUGCCAUAUGAUGCCCUUCUACAGCUACGACAUCCCCCACACCUGUGGACCUGAUCCUAAAAUAUGCUGCCAGUUUGAUUUUAAACGACUUCCUGGAGGCAGAUAUGGUUGUCCCUGGGGAGUUCCUGCAGAAGCAAUAACUCUUGGAAAUGUCCAAAGCAGGGCUCAGAUGUUACUGGAUCAGUACCGGAAAAAGUCAAAACUUUUCCGCACCAAAGUUCUUCUGGCUCCACUUGGAGACGAUUUUCGGUACAGUGAAUACACAGAAUGGGAUCUGCAGUACAGGAACUAUGAGGAACUAUUCAGUUACAUGAACUCCCAGCCCCAUCUUAAAGUGAAGAUCCAGUUUGGAACUUUGUCAGAUUAUUUUGACGCCUUGGAGAAAGCAGUGGCAGCUAAGGAGGGGGGUGCCCAGUCUGUCUUCCCCACCCUGAGUGGUGAUUUCUUCACCUACGCUGACCGGGACGACCAUUACUGGAGUGGCUACUUCACGUCCAGACCUUUCUACAAACGAAUGGACAGAAUAAUGGAAUCUCGUUUAAGGACUGCUGAAAUUCUUUACCAUUUGGCCUUGAAACAAGCUCAGAAAUACAAGAUAAAUAAAUUUCUUUCAUCACCUCAUUACACAACACUGACAGAAGCCAGAAGGAACUUAGGACUAUUUCAGCAUCAUGAUGCCAUCACAGGAACCGCCAAAGACUGGGUGGUCGUGGACUAUGGUACCAGACUCUUUCAGUCAUUAAAUUCUUUGGACAAGAUAAUUAGAGAUUCUGCAUUUCUUCUCAUUUUAAAGGACAAAACGCUGUACCAGUCAGAUCCUUCCAAAGCCUUCUUAAAGAUGGUUACGAAGCAAAGUUCACAAGAUUCUCUGCCCCAAAAAAAUAUAAUACAACUGAGUGCACAGGAGCCGAGGUACCUCGUGAUCUACAAUCCCUUCGAACAAGAACGACACUCAGUGGUGUCCAUCCGUGUGAACUCUGCCACAGUGAAAGUGCUGUCUGAUUUGGGAAAACCUGUGGACGCUCAAGUCAGUGCAGUCUGGAAUGACGUGAGAACGAUUUCACAAGCAGCCUAUGAGGUUUCUUUUCUAGCUCAUAUACCACCACUGGGACUGAAAGUGUAUAAGAUCUUAGAAUCACAAAGCUCAAGCUCACACUUGGCUGAUUAUGUCCUGUAUAAUCAUGACGGACUAGCAGAAAAUGGAAUAUUCCACAUGAAGAACAUGGUAGAUGCGGGAGAUGCCAUAACAAUAGAGAAUUCCUUCCUCGCACUCUGGUUUGACCGAUCUGGGCUUUUGGAGAAAGUGAGAAGGAAAGAAGACAGUAAGCAGCAUGAACUGAAGGUGCAGUUCCUGUGGUACGGAACCACCAACAAAAGGGACAAGAGCGGUGCCUACCUCUUCCUGCCUGACGGGCAGGGCCAGCCGUAUGUUUCCCUGAGACCGCCCUUUGUCAGAGUGACACGUGGAAGGAUCUACUCAGACGUGACCUGCUUCCUUGAACACGUUACUCACAAAGUCCGCCUGUACAACAUACAGGGAAUAGAAGGGCAGUCCAUGGAAGUUUCUAAUAUUGUGGACAUCAGGAGUGUGCAUAACCGUGAGAUUGUAAUGAGAAUUUCAUCUAAAAUAAACAACCAAAACAGAUAUUAUACUGACUUAAAUGGAUAUCAGAUUCAACCGAGAAAGACCAUGAGCAAGUUGCCUCUUCAAGCCAAUGUUUACCCAAUGAGCACAAUGGCGUAUAUCCAGGAUGCUGAGCACCGGCUCACACUGCUCUCCGCUCAGGCUUUAGGCGCUUCCAGUAUGGCUCCUGGUCAGAUUGAAGUCUUCAUGGAUCGAAGACUCAUGCAAGAUGAUAACCGUGGCCUCGGGCAAGGUGUCCAUGAUAAUAAGAUUACAGCUAAUUUGUUUCGACUCCUGCUAGAGAAGAGAAGUGGCGUGAACACGGAGGAAGACAACAAGAGCCCGGUCAGCUACCCUUCCCUCCUCAGCCACAUGACUUCGUCCUUCCUCAACCAUCCCUUCCUCCCCAUGGUCCUAAGUGGCCAGCUCCCCGGCCCCAGCUUUGAUCUGCUUAGUGAAUUCCCUCUGCUGCAGUCCCCUCUGCCCUGUGACAUCCAUCUGGUCAAUCUUCGGACAAUCCAGUCAAAGAUGGGCAAAGGUUAUUCGGAUGAGGCAGCCUUGAUCCUCCACAGGAAAGGGUUCGAUUGCCAGUUCUCCAGCAAAGGCAUAGGGCUGCCCUGUUCCACUACCCAGGGAAAGAUAUCAGUUCUGAAACUUUUCAACAAGUUUGCUGUGGAGAGCCUCGUCCCUUCCUCGCUAUCCUUGAUGCAUUCCCCUCCUGAUGCCCAGAACAUGAGCGAAGUCAGCCUGAGCCCCAUGGAGAUCAGCACAUUCCGAAUCCGCUUAAGGUGAACCCGACCCUCAGACCUGAGCAGGGGAGCCCUGGCUUUCUCACCCUCAGACCUGAGCGGGGGAACCCUGGCUUUCUCACCGCCCUCGGUCUCACGUGCAAUAACCAAGCACAUUACUUUAGCUUCGGCUACUGUGACAACAGGAAGUCUGUGAUUUUUUUUUUUUAACCAAUCUAGUAAGAAAAGAAGAAAAAGCCAUGCUUUAAAAAAGGUUUCUUUCUCUGAGUUUGUCCCACAGCUACCAUUAUCAGUGUGAACUGAAGUAACAAAAAUGAAGAGCUAUUGAAAGACCAGCCCUCAACAGACUGUAUCUCAGGUUAAAUGCUAACUAUUGAUGUUUGCAUUGAGGGCUGUAAAGAUACAAGUAUUCUUAUCUCUGGUCAGGUUUUAUAUAUAAAAAAAAACUAAUACCCAUUUGACCUAAAUAGAAAGCAAAAUCAGAAGUUGGUAGGUAACAGCUUAAUGGCCAAAGUAGUUGUAAUCAUUGAUACAAAUUUGAAUAUUAUGUGUGUUGAAAUGAUGUGGGAAAGUGCAAUCCCUCAACCUUUAUGAUAAAUGUAGUUGCUUUUCAUACUCUUUCCCAAUGACCCUCUUGGCUUCCCUUCCCUACCCAUACAUUUAAAAAAAUAAGUGAUAAUUUUAGUCAUUCACCAGUAGAAAAAGAGGUGUAUUUUCAUUACUUGACAACGUGGGAUGGGUGCAAUUUAUUCCAUUGUCACUAAAACAGAAGAAGCAAUCCCAUUUUAGGUACCACAAGGUGUCUUUCUAUACAGCUCAUUUGAAUACAGGUGUUCCAAGGUGGGGUUUUCUAUUUUGAAAUUACCAUAUCAAAAUAAAUGUGCCUUAUUUUUUAUAAGUCUUGUUAAAUCUUAUUACUGUCCAUAUCACUGUUUGGGAGGUGGGGUCUGGGAGGUUGGGGUAGGGGGUGGGUACUUUCUAUGACACAUAAAUUAUGUAAUUUUUUUUGCUUGAUAAUGCUGGCCACAUCCUGAUCUGUGUCAUUACAUUUGUGGUGGUGUUACUCUAAACAUUUUGACUAUUUGAAUGUACUGAGAUGUCAGAAAACAAAACAAGGGAGAAAAAUAUUGUUAAUUAAAAUAUGCUGCUGCCAAGGAGACUGCAAGUUGAAGCGAGGAUUUUGUAACCCACGAGAUCCAAGGACUGCUUGCAUUUCACAGUAGUUAACCAUGUUAAAGAGAGAAUGCUUUAAAAAUAGACUGUUUUAAAACCCGCUGUGUGAGGCUCAUCCUGGUGUUCCAGAUGUCUGUGUGUGGUAAACUCAGCGUGGUAGUCGAGCCCAUGUGCCAUCACGGGACCUUUGAGUUCCUUUGGGACCGCUGUUUCUUUAAUAGAAUAAUAGUAUUUAAUUUCAGUAUAGAAAGAAUGCUCUGGCUGUAUAUGCUUUUGAAAAUUCUCCUCAGUGUCUUAACCUAAUUUAGUAUUAUUGACUUUAAACCUCCAUUUACCUCUUGCCAUUCCAAUAUGUUACAGAGAAAAUCAUUUCUGCCUCACUGUUUAUUCUGAUAGUCAUCUGGAUUCUUCCUCAAGAUGCAGCUCCUACAUUCUCUGUUCUGUCAAGUUCAUAAAAUCCUUUGCCUAUAAUCAUUAAGGAAAUACCAGAGCUGACAGGACUAGUGCAAGGGUAUACCUUCAUGCAAUAAGCAUGUGACCUACAUUCCCUUCCUCAUUAGUCGGGGAAUAAGCAGCCAGACGACAACAAAACCACUCCCUCCUGUGGCCCUCUGCAGACCUAGCUAGGACUGCCAAGCGCAAGUCUGAGGACUAUGAUCAGUAUGCUUGUUGUAUCUUCCUGUGGAUGUUCACUGUGCUCUGUGGUUCAGUGGCUACGCUUAAUCACUACGGAAGUUCUGAUGAGGUCAAGUGAAACCAGUGGCUGACCAGCAGACACCGGGGACCCACCCUGUGUCCUGGCCACCAGCUACAGGCUCACAGGUGAAGCAGAAAUUCUAUGUAACCAGCAAGUCUCUGCUUUUUAAAGUUAUUUUCACAUUACAACAUCAGGGAAAUGAAGAGAGGGUGUUUUUUGCUUUGGGUCAUGGUCAGGAACUAACUAAAAAAUGGAGUUUCUCUGGCACCCAUGGGAAGCCAGCUACACUUCAGAUGUGGCAUCACGGGUCUUUUUGGUAAGGCCUGUGACGUCUGUUACCACAGAUGCUCAGUGGACCAAGACUGUCUUGCUACUCUCUCCCUGCUCUCUGAGAUUUUAGUUUCGUUUAGAGGUGCAUGGUUCAGAUAUCAGCAUUCUAAAAAUACUGAUUUAAAGGAAAUGCUGUAUGAUGUUAGAAGACAUUGUGAUUCUCUCCUGUCUUUGUUGUACUCGUGCUGCGGUGUUCCACAGUCCUUUGACUAGAGGAAAAUGUUUACUUUCGUUUGGAUUAUUUUGCUCAUUGAAAUCAACAGUUUUGAUAUUUUUCUCUUGGAAAAUUUUUUAUAACUUUUUGGGAAUAUGUAAUAUAAGAUCUCUAAUAAAAUAUAAUCUUAUCCUGCA
This is a messenger RNA of Mastomys coucha (southern multimammate mouse), 5955 nucleotides long. It is a transcript of the gene Man2a1, whose product is annotated as mannosidase alpha class 2A member 1. Gene Ontology annotation, biological process: protein deglycosylation; mannose metabolic process; N-glycan processing. The record is from RefSeq and is a predicted model, not a curated record. Bases 1 to 3447 code for a protein of 1148 amino acids. Gene Ontology annotation, cellular component: Golgi membrane. Lineage: Eukaryota; Metazoa; Chordata; Mammalia; Rodentia; Muridae. The transcript is spliced from 22 exons. Gene Ontology annotation, molecular function: alpha-mannosidase activity; carbohydrate binding.